CCAUGUUUCUGACACUCGGCUACUUCCAAGAACCAAUGAUGCCUUCCCAAGUAAAACUCUUCAACCGUUAAAAUCCGAGGAAUUUUGGAUUUCUUUGUUUCUAGGGUUUACGACUUCCACAUCUUAUCCUUCUCGGCGGCCAAAUUCGGUACUGGUUUUCACCACGAUCCAAGUUCUUUGAGAGAGUUUGUCACGAGGAGGAAGAACCCUUUGAGAAUUCCAUGGCUAUGACCGAGUUUGCAAUGGUUGAGGAGCUGGCUUCACUUAUCAAAGACAAUUUAAUCAGCAAGCACCUUAUUCUUUCCACAGAAGAGACUCUAAUUGAUUUUCUUCAAAAUAAUGCUAGUUCAGAUGGUGUAUUAGAGCUUCAACCAACAAGUCCAUAUCAUCGCUUGCUUUUGCAUCGUCUUGCGGAUAUUUAUGGCUUUGCUCAUGAAUCUGUCGGUGAAGGAGAUGAUCGGCAUUUAGUUCUGAUGCGAUGCCCAGAAUCAGCCAUACCAUCAAUCCUUGUCAGUGAUAUAGUUUAUCAGUAUGAUGAUCAAUCAUCCACAUCCUUGCAUCAUAUCUUAAGGAGAGAAGAAGCUCCAGUUUCAAAGUCGACACAAAUUACACAACCUUCAAUUACAUUUGAGCAACGAGAAGCCGCUUAUUUAGCUGCCCGCGAGCGAAUCUUUUCUCUGCAGGAGGGUGAUGAACAUGAAGUUGUUGUUCCGAAGUCUCGUAAAGUUCCUUUAGUUGCCCAAAGGAUGAUAUCACAUGCGCUAGGCCAAAAGAUUUGUAGUGCCAAAUCUGUUGAUCAGCAGAGCAUUCUGCAAAAAUGUGAAGAAACAUCACCAGCUGAUGAUGGUAAAAACGUUACAGGACAGCUGAACUCUACUUUCAGCCCCACUGAAGGCAAAAUUACUCAGCCUAUUAGUGACUUGCCUUCCAGUGGAAAGAAGCUCAAUGAAGAAGAAGCAUUUAAAAGUAGUCCUGGUUUCUCUAAUGUUGAUAGAAAGGUGCAACAGCCAUCCAGCAAAAAGGCAUCCAAUGGAACUUUGAUUCCAAGUGGGUGCAAUCGAAAAGUGGUUAGCAAGCAAAACCUGGAGAGAGAACAAAUAGGAGCUGCCAAGAGGAUGUUCGCCAAUGCCUUGGGUCUACCUUCUACCAAGGGAAAUCAUGGCCUUCAAAUGAAAUCAAAUGAAGGCAAGAAAUCUAUUAGCCAUGACACAUAGGAGUUGGUUGCCGAGAACAACAGGAACUUUGGGCAUUCCUCAAGAAAAAAACUGCACAGUUACAGUUUUGAUGCUAGUGGAAACUCAAACCUUGCGAGGUCUGGUGGAGAGCAAUUGGUUGAUAAGAGAAGAACAUAUCUAUAUUCCUAUUACAUGAAGAAAAAAUUCGAUCAAAUCCAGCUUGGUCGUCGAAACAGAUGCUGUACCUGAAAGAGAUGGAAUCAGAACAAAUGGAAAUGUGGUUUUGUCAUGCAUGAUGAAAUGAACCUCUCGAAAUUGAUUUCCUUGUUGUUUUAUUUUGUUUCUUUCGAGCUUCAAAGUUAAUGGAGAUCAUGAUAUUGAGAUGAAUUUUCGAGAUGUUUAACGUACUGUGGCAGACAAGCAAUGGUGUAAACUUGUACAAUCAAACCUAGUUUGAUCCCUGUCUUAAUUUAUGAAAAAUGAAGCUUAUAUUAUGUGAA
Dioscorea cayenensis subsp. rotundata (Guinea yam) is the source of this 1675-nucleotide messenger RNA. RefSeq lists its product as uncharacterized. NCBI's taxonomy places the organism in Eukaryota, Viridiplantae, Streptophyta, Magnoliopsida, Dioscoreales, Dioscoreaceae. The record is from RefSeq and is a predicted model, not a curated record. The coding region runs from base 222 to 1214 and encodes 330 amino acids. The transcript has 6 exons. Gene Ontology annotation, molecular function: nucleic acid binding.